This is a messenger RNA of Zasmidium cellare ATCC 36951, 1083 nucleotides long. RefSeq lists its product as uncharacterized. The record is from RefSeq and is a predicted model, not a curated record. Gene Ontology annotation, molecular function: asparaginase activity. The transcript has a single exon. The coding region runs from base 1 to 1083 and encodes 360 amino acids. Lineage: Eukaryota; Fungi; Ascomycota; Dothideomycetes; Mycosphaerellales; Mycosphaerellaceae.
AUGAUCGCCAUCAACGGCCUCCUGCUGCUCGCAGCCACAACCUUGGCCUCGCCGAUUACACCAUACGUACUCACUCGUCAAGAUGUAUCAACGCCUCAGAACGCAAGCCUCCCUAAUGUGACAAUCUUUGCGACUGGAGGCACGAUUGCCAGUCAAGGAACGACCAAUACGCAGACCGUGGGAUAUAGCGUCGGACUAGGAGUUGAAGAUCUAAUCGAUGCGGUUCCGGAGAUACUAAACAUCGCAAACAUCCAAGGCUAUCAAAUCAGCAACGUCGGCAGCCCUUCUAUAAACAGUACCAUCCUGCUUAAGUUGUAUUCGAUGGUGCAAGCCGAACUUGCGAAGCCAGAAAUAUCUGGAGUGGUCAUCACCCAUGGCACCGACAGCCUGGAAGAGACAGCGUUCUUUCUAGAAAUGACGAUCAAUUCGACCAAAGCAGUCGUCAUGGUGGGAGCCAUGCGUCCUGCAACAGCACUGAGCGCUGAUGGACCUCUCAACUUGCUGCAGGCUGUGACUUUAGCGAGUUCACCGAAAGCUCGGGGAAGAGGAACGAUGAUUACGCUCAACGAUCGAAUCGGCAGUGCCUAUGUGACCACGAAGAACCAUGCCAACUCUCUGGACACGUUUUACAGCGCCGAGGCUGGUCAGUUGGGAUUCUUUAUCAACCAAGUGCCAUACUUUUACUACGAGCCGGCGAAGCCUGUUGGACUGGUCAACUUUGACCUGACCAAUACUACCGCUCUUCCAAAGAUCGAUGUAUUGUACGCCCACCAGGACAUGGACCCAGGACUCUUCCAAGGGGCGAUCUUGCUGGGCGCAGAAGGACUAGUUGUGGCGGGAAUGGGUGCUGGUGGGGUUUCCAGUGCGGCAUCAGAGGUUCUGGAGACGAUAUACAAUACCACGAGCAUACCGCUGGUCUCAAGCCGCAGGUCGGCGGAAGGGUUCGUCUCUCCAGGCGACUACAUGAUUGCUGGUGGGUUCUACAACCCUCAAAAGGCCAGAAUCUUGCUGCAACUAGCAGUUGCUGCAGGACGAAGCCGGGAGGAGAUUCGGGAGGUUUUCGCCUUGAACUAUCCUUCAUAG